Argentina anserina (silverweed cinquefoil) is the source of this 1555-nucleotide messenger RNA. Its product is annotated as endoglucanase 8-like. NCBI's taxonomy places the organism in Eukaryota, Viridiplantae, Streptophyta, Magnoliopsida, Rosales, Rosaceae. Bases 2 to 1489 code for a protein of 495 amino acids. The record is from RefSeq and is a predicted model, not a curated record. Gene Ontology annotation, biological process: carbohydrate metabolic process. Gene Ontology annotation, molecular function: hydrolase activity, hydrolyzing O-glycosyl compounds. The transcript has 7 exons.
AAUGGCGCGAAAUGUGCUUAGCUUCCCGGGAAAUGUUCCGGCAUUUCGCGCAACACUUGUCCUCUCGCUGCUCCUGCUUCUCCAGCCAAUCAGCGCCGGCCACGACUAUCAUGACGCCCUCCGCAAGAGCAUCCUCUUCUUCGAAGGCCAGCGCUCCGGCAAGCUCCCUCCCGAUCAACGCCUCAAGUGGCGCCGCGACUCCGCAUUGCACGACGGCUCCACCGCUGGUGUGGACUUGUCCGGCGGCUACUACGACGCCGGCGACAACGUCAAGUUCGGGUUUCCGAUGGCGUUCACGACAACUUUGCUGGCAUGGAGCAUUAUAGACUUCGGGAGGAUCAUGGGUUCGGAGCAGAGGAACGCCGUCAAGGCCUUACGCUGGGGGACAGACUACCUCCUGAAGGCGACGGCGGUGCCGGGCGUCGUGUUCGUCCAGGUUGGCGACCCCUACUCCGACCACAACUGCUGGGAGAGGCCAGAAGACAUGGACACCCGCCGCACCGUGUACAAAAUCGACCGGAACAACCCGGGUUCCGACGUGGCAGGUGAAACCGCCGCCGCGCUCGCCGCUGCCUCCAUCGUUUUCAGGUCACGUGACCCCGCUUACUCCAGACUUCUUCUCAAUCGAGCCGUUAGGGUUUUCGAGUUCGCUGACACCCACCGCGGUGCGUACAGCUCCAGCCUCAAAAACGCCGUGUGCCCUUUUUACUGCGACGUUAAUGGCUUCCAGGAUGAGUUACUGUGGGGAGCAGCAUGGUUACACAAGGCAUCGAGAAGGCGGCAUUACAGAGAAUACAUAGUGAGGAACGAGGUGGUGUUGAGAGCUGGAGAUACCAUUAACGAGUUUGGUUGGGAUAACAAGCAUGCUGGGAUUAAUAUCCUCAUAUCUAAGGAAGUGCUUAUGGGAAAAGCAGAUUAUUUCGAAUCUUUCAAGCAAAAUGCAGAUGGAUUCAUAUGCUCUGUUUUGCCUGGACUUGCCCAUACCGAAGUUCAAUAUUCUCCAGGUGGCUUGAUCUUCAAGCCUGGAGGGAGUAAUAUGCAGCAUGUAACUUCGCUAUCGUUCCUACUUCUGACUUAUUCCAACUAUCUAAGCCACGCCAAUAAAAACGUGCCAUGUGGCAUGACCUCUGCCUCCCCGGCCUUCCUCAAACAAUUGGCUAAACGCCAGGUGGAUUACAUUUUGGGUGACAAUCCAUUGAGAAUGUCGUACAUGGUUGGAUAUGGGCCGCGUUACCCACAGAGGAUUCACCACCGGGGCAGCUCACUUCCAUCGGUGCAGGCCCAUCCGGCUCGUAUUGGUUGCAAAGCCGGCUCUCACUAUUAUCUGAGCCCGAAUCCAAACCCGAAUCUCCUGGUUGGUGCGGUUGUGGGCGGACCGAAUAGCUCGGACGCGUUUCCGGACUCGAGGCCUUACUUUCAAGAGUCUGAGCCCACAACGUACAUAAAUGCACCGCUUGUGGGCCUACUAUCGUAUUUUGCAGCCCAUUAAUGAUUCUCCAAGUGUAAACAGUGAAUGUGAAUUUGUAGUGGUGCGCCAAUAGUCACCCACCAAUGC